Molecule: messenger RNA, 1803 nt
Organism: Clonostachys solani
Lineage: Eukaryota; Fungi; Ascomycota; Sordariomycetes; Hypocreales; Bionectriaceae
Source: the annotation of a GenBank genome assembly
AUGGCUCCGUCGCUAUCGAGAGGACCGUCCAUCAGAGGGCGCCAGUCGCUGUCCCAUGAAACAAACCCCCGUAGCCCGUCUGCCCAUUCGCACCACAGUCCCUUCGGAGGCUUGAAGAAGGCCUUCACCGGCGGCACGCUCAAGGGCAGCGUGAUCAGGAAGAACACCACCCGCAAGGGCAGCAAAUCCUCCAAAGGUAUGCAAUUCGAUCCGCAGCGAGCGCUGUCGAUCCUUGCCCCUGCAGAACUGACUCUCUACUCUUCUCUAGCUGGUGGCAGCUCCCAUCCAUCUGCCCACGCGCAGCACCGCGAUAUCUCCUUCCCGAUCAACGAGCACGAACCGCACCACAACCACUAUGCGACCGGCCACUCGAUGCACCAUAAUGAUGGAUUCAAUGGGAAGAGCGCAAAGGCCGAGAACUUCUUCGGCGUGUUCCUGAGCCUGCUGCGCUGGAAGAAGAAGCUCAUCCUCAAGACCAGCAAGGGGAAGCACCAGGACACGGAACUCCUGAUGGCGUGCCCCUUCUUCCGCCUUGAUCCCUUCCGGUACCAGCGCUGCCUGGGCAAGUACGAGCUCCGUCGAUUCUCCGACGUCAAGCAGCACCUCGAGCGAUGCCACUCGCCCGGCCAUUACUACUGCGGUAAUUGCCAGCAGACCUGGACUAAGGAGGGGCCCUGGAACCAACACAUGAAGAACGGCUGGGAUUGCGAGCCUGCACCGCCCGACCCGGACAAGAUCCCCAUCGACAAGCUCGAGUUCCUCAAGAAGCUGCCUCGAGGAGCCAGCGACGCGGAGAAGUACCGGACAAUGUGGAAGGAGUUCUUCCCGGGAGAGCCCCCCGACCCGUAUCUACGCGACAUACCAACCGAGGCGACAUCACAGCUUCGCCAGAUCCAGGAGCCGACACUGCGGCACAGUGUGCUCCCAGCCCUGCUGCGCAAGCACGGCGUGGACCUUGGCCACAAGCAGACGCAGGCAUUUGUCGAGGAGAUUCUCGCCGAGGCCUACAACCUGAAUCACUCGCGUCCUCCUGCGCCCGUCUACCGGCGGGACCCAGGCCGCCCAUCACUACCUUCAGCGUCACCACAGCUGGGCGGCGGCAGCUUCAUCAGCAAUAGCCAGCCACUCCAUCAGUCGCCAGAGGAGCUGCAGCAACCCUUCCAGCAGACCAGGAUAAAGCCAGAGCUGUCGCUGGAAUGCGACCUCGCCAGCAUCCAGAAUCACCAGCCACAGCCACAGUCGCUGAUGGAGCCUGCCAGCGCCCACUCCCUCGUGCACAGCCCGGCAGUCAGCAUUGGCGAUGGCUUUGAUAAUUUCGACACAUUGGAUGGUACUACGAUGAACCCAACCGGAGGCUUCUCUCAGUACCGCCAGCACCAGCCCAGCGUCGACUCUUACCUUUCGCCCACGAUCCCACAGCCGAUGGCGACCGGCUUCAGCCAGAUGAGCCAGCACAGCCAGCACUACGACAACGUGUCACCCACCACGGUGAAUCUACCGAUCAUAGGCGGCCCCAGCCACCACUCUGGCCCGCCUUCUCUCAUCUCCGAGAAUGGCGCCGUCUCCUUCAACGACUGGUCCAGCCUUGACCCCGGCCCGGGCCCCAUGAAGCUGGACGAGCCGCAGUUCACGGCGUUCAGCAUGCAGCCGCCGGAGCCUGCGCCUGGAAUCAUGGUGUACACGCCGGCGGGCCAGUACCAGCAUUUGCCCGAAAUGUCGUUCCCCAAGUGCUGGGCCUGCGAGAACAAUCAGGUGCAGUUCUGUACCUGCACGUCGCCGAUCCCGGACCGGCAGCUGAUGUGA